GUGGUGGGGCACGCACGUCCCCACGGCCCGAGUGCUUCGAGUGGUGUCAGUGACGCGCGUGUCAUUCAGUGACGUCUCGUGGUGAUUGAUUGUGUGAGCCGGGUCUGUGGUGUUGCCCGGCGUGUAGUGAGCUGUGAUUGACCUGUGAAUAGUUCCAGUUUAUUGUUCGUAACAAAUCGUGGGAGCUUUCCUUUGGUAUGCAACUGUAUGCUUUUGUAUAGCUAUAUGGAGAAAUUCCUCGGUUUUGUCUCAUACUGUACCUUUGCAGCAAUGGAAUGUAUCUUCUGCUAUAGCGACCACUGACUGUUUUUGAAAAAGCGGAGGAACUGAACUCGUUGGUGGGAGAUGCUUUCCGAAUGGCGUUCGCGUCGCAGCUGCAGCCCUCCGCGCCGCUCUGGAGUAAGGAGCUAAGCGGGAGCGACUGCGGCAUGGGAGUGCGCGCGCCAGACUCCCUGCCAGGUCUCACGCACCACUACUGUAGCGACAGGUCCCCAGCGAAAUGCAACAUAAUGGGAGUAUCAAAGCUAGUGAACGAGCCGAGCCCGAGCAGCUCGGAGGAGUCCAACUCCCCGACGGAACUGAACUGCUACCGGCGGCUGGGGGAGCGCCCGCCUCUCAUGAAGAGGCUGGCCAUGGGCCUCAGCGGGGCGCUGCUGCAGCCCUCCGACGAUGACUCCACGCCACUCGUCGCAGACACACCCACCACGCCCACCAAUAUUCCACUUUGCAUGAAUGGAGGUUACAUCAAUGAGGCAUCCGAGGCGGAGGCCCGCACGCGGGAGAGCAACCGCGAGCCCCCCGCGGUGCCGGCCGCCCCGCGCCGCACUGAGCUACUCACGCAUGAUCUCGAUGUCGACUUCAGGAGGUGCAACAAUAUCAAGAACAGUGAGUCGGCGGCGUGUAGUCGCACGACGUCGUCGUCGUCGGGCGCGUCGUCGUGCGGCGGUGCGCCCGCCAACAACAACGUGCCGCGCGCCGAGCCCGAGCUGCGCCAGGCGCCCUGGUUCCAGCACGGGAUACCACGAGAGAUAGCCCUGGAGGUGCUGAGCUCGCAGCCGGUGGGCGCGUUCCUAGUGCGCGGCAGCACGACGCAGGCCGGCUGCUUCGCGCUCUCCGUCCGCGUGCCGCGGGACUUCACGCCCGCCGGCAUCGCGCACUACCUCAUACUGCGCACGCCCAAAGGGUACAAGAUCAAGGAAUAUAGCACUUAUAGUAUUGAGAUUGACAACCCGUCAAUAUAA
This is a messenger RNA of Spodoptera exigua (beet armyworm), 1241 nucleotides long. NCBI's taxonomy places the organism in Eukaryota, Metazoa, Arthropoda, Insecta, Lepidoptera, Noctuidae. The record is from the annotation of a GenBank genome assembly.